Gilbertella persicaria is the source of this 1425-nucleotide messenger RNA. Its product is annotated as regulator of chromosome condensation 1/beta-lactamase-inhibitor protein II. The transcript has 5 exons. The record is from RefSeq and is a predicted model, not a curated record. NCBI's taxonomy places the organism in Eukaryota, Fungi, Mucoromycota, Mucoromycetes, Mucorales, Choanephoraceae. The coding region runs from base 78 to 1241 and encodes 387 amino acids.
AUCCCUGCUUACAUAAUCCUUGCACUUGAAGUUCUUGAAAUGACACUAUUUUUUUUUUAUUUUUUUUUUGAAGAGACAUGCUAAGAUCAACAAGACGAACUUUUCACUCAAGCUGCCAAAGAUUUACACCUAACACUGUACUCUACGGCUGGGGGCAAACACAAGCUCUGCCUUUGAGCGAAGGUCAUAUGGAUCGCGUCUUUAAUCGACCUGUCUGUCUCAAGAAUGAGAAGGAUUAUGCUUUACCUAGAGAUCAACGCAUUACUCAUGUAGCAACAGGAUGGGGUCAUUCCUUGUUUGGAACAGAGAGUAAUCAAGUUUAUGCAUUUGGUUUAAACCAAAGUGGACAACUUGGUACAUUAGGUGUAGGAAGCCAAGUAUUAGCCAAUGAACAAGAAAAGCUAAAGUUCCUUGCUUGUGGGCGUGAGCAUUCACAUAUAGUUACAGAAAGCAGUGAUGAAUCAACACAGCUUUAUUCUUUUGGUAACAAUAUGUACGGUCAAUUAGGUCUAGGCAAAAACAAGAAUACACAUCCUGGUAAACUCAUUGCAGAACAAAUACCAAGACUUGUGCCAUUUAAAGGAGACAAAGUGGACCAUAUUCAAUGUGGACUAGACCAUACUAUCUUUUCAACUAUCGAUGGUUCUAUUUACGGUAUGGGGUGGAGUGCAGAUGGUCAAUUGGGUCAAGGAAAAGACGAUAAAGACAGACCUUCUCGACUAGGAUUGUCCAUGAAGGUCAAGAAGUUAUCUAGUUCAACUGAUUUCACAUUGGCAUUGGGUCAAGAUGGGAAGUUAUGGACAUGGGGUAACUCUGAAUAUGGUCAAGGUAUUCAGGGGAAAGUGAUUGAUAGAAUUUUAGAACCACUUGAGAUCCAUGUAAGCGAUGUGGUUGACAUUGCUGCGGGUGGGCCAUUUUCUGUUUUGUUGACAAAAGAUGGAAAUGUACAUACAUGCGGCUAUGGUGCAUUAGGUUUAGGCCAAGAUACAAUUCAGACGCUGGAAUUAAAGCAAAUUGAAGGUUUAAAUCGUAUUUCUAAAGUAUAUGCUACAACUGAUUAUGCUGCUGCCAUAACAGUUUCGGGUGAACUCUAUAUGUGGGGAUUAAAUGGAAUCCAUAGUCGUUUAGGUUUAGGGAAUCAUGAACAUGCAUUCAUACCUCAGCGUGUAGAAUUAGAUAAAAAGAUUGUCGAUCUGUUCCUUGGUACAAACCAUGCUAUUGCAAUGUGUUUGGACAAUUGAUAUAAAUAAGCAGUAAAUAAAAGGAAAUAAUAAUAUAAAAAAAAAGGGAGGGAAAUGAUAGCUUAAAUAUGUCUUUACUCCUUACUUGAAGGGAGAAACCUCCGAAUCAAGAAUGAUCCAAACAAUAAAGUUUAUUUUAUUUCUUCUUACCUAAGGUAUGUUAUGGAUUAAUUUUUCGCGCACA